This is a messenger RNA of Sorghum bicolor (sorghum), 2092 nucleotides long. RefSeq names its product protein NRT1/ PTR FAMILY 8.3. The coding region runs from base 153 to 1871 and encodes 572 amino acids. The record is from RefSeq and is a predicted model, not a curated record. Gene Ontology annotation, cellular component: membrane. NCBI's taxonomy places the organism in Eukaryota, Viridiplantae, Streptophyta, Magnoliopsida, Poales, Poaceae. The transcript is spliced from 5 exons. Gene Ontology annotation, biological process: transmembrane transport. Gene Ontology annotation, molecular function: transmembrane transporter activity.
GUAUCAGAUAUCCAGGCCAUGAUGAUUUACGGGUCGCACUCUCACCAACCACCUUUGACCAUAUAUUUAUUAGGAAUAGGGAGGUCGGAGGCGGAUGCGUGGGUUAGUGAGGGACUCGGAUCAGCAGCAGUCGAUCAGGAGGCCGGCCGGCCAUGGAGGAGGGAGGCGAGCACACGAGUCUUCUGGUCAAGGAUGAUGCAUCAUGUCAUGGCGAGGAAACACAAAGUAUAUUGGAAGCAAAUCUAGGGCCACAGCUGAAAAGUAAAUGCUCUGACUGGAGAGCACCGGCACUCAUCCUGGGAUUGGAAUGCUUGGAGAGCAUGGCUUUUAAUGGCAUUGCCACAAACCUAGUCGUGUAUCUCCGUUCGGUCCUCCAUGGUGGUAUUGCUUCCAGUGCAUCAACAGUAUCUCUUUGGUACGGGACAAGCUUCUUUGUGCCAAUGCUUGGAGCCGCCAUAGCAGAUACUUGCUUGGGAAAUUAUAAGACCAUCCUGAUCUCCCUUAUCAUGUACCUAAUUGGAAUGGUACUGAUUACAGUUGCAACAUUUCUGCCUUCUACUUCAAUCUUAUGCGACGCCAGCUCAUGCUUGUCAUCAAAUGGAACUCAAACCGUGAUUUUCUUUGCUGGUUUGUAUCUCACUGCUGUUGGAUGUGGAGGCGUAAGAUCUGCAUUGCUUCCAUUUGGUGCGAGCCAGUUCAACAACGAGAACAAUUUAGUAGACAUAAAAAGGAGAAGAAAUUUCUUCAGUUCAUUCUAUAUAUGUGUCAUCUUUGGUGUGAUUACUUCUGGGACAAUUAUAGUUUGGGUUCAGGAAAAUGUGAGCUGGGCUAUAGGAUAUGGAGUUGCCACUACAUGCAUAGGUCUUGCUUUGAUAGGAUUUCUGGUGGGGACACCAAUAUUCCAACAAGAUGAGCCUUGUGGUUCUCCAGUGAAGAGUAUUUUCCAGGUUAUUGUUGCCUCUUUUAGGAACAUGAGCUUGGAAGUACCUGCUGAUAGCUCUCUUCUGUAUGAGGUCAGGAGCAACCACGUACAAAGGACAAUACUUGCUCACUCCGAUGAUUUUAGGUUCUUAGAUAAGGCAGCAGUUAUUUCUGAUCCAAGCUUGGUGUAUGGAGGGUGUCGAAGCUCAUGGAGUUUAUGUACGGUUACUGAAGUUGAGGAACUGAAAAUACUUAUCCGCUUACUCCCAAUAUGGGUGACUGGAAUAUUCUUUGCUGCUGCGAUCUCUCAAAUGCACACCACUUUCAUUCAGCAGGGAGCUGUGAUGAACACCAAGAUUGGUUCCCUGUCCAUUCCACCAGCAUCCUUGUACUCAUUUGAAGUGAUAUGUGUCACGCUCUGGGUACUUUCUGUGAACAAAGUGCUUGUGCCGGCAACCAGAACGUAUUUUGCAAAUGGAGCAGAGCUCACACAGUUACAGAGGAUUGGAAUUGGUCGUUUCUUGAUGAUCUUUGCCAUGGCAAUGGCCGCACUUCUAGAAACCAAGAGGCUGCAGAGUGUUCAGGAGGGGGAACUGCUAAACAUUGUAUGGCAGCUUCCACAGUACUUCGUCAUUGCUGGGGCUGAGUGCUUCGCUGUCAUCACUCAGCUAGAGUUUUUCCAUGGCCAAGCGCCAGACUCCAUGAAGAGCAUAUUAACGGCAUUCGCGUUGCUCACCACUGCCCUUGGGAAUUACUUGAGCUCAGCUAUCAUCACCCUCAUUGCAGGGGUGACCAGGGUAUGGCAUAGUCCUGGAUGGAUACCGGAUGAUCUGAACAAGGGACACCUUGAUUACUACUACUGGUGUCUUACAGCCCUCUCGUUGGUGAAUUUUGUUGUGUAUCUGUAUUUUGCUAGUAAAUACAAAUUGAAGAAAGUUGUUAUCUGCUAAUACUACUUGUGAAAUAUCACCGAGUGUAACAUAUGAAAUGUUUAUUUUUAUUCUUAACAUGUAUAGCAGUAUAGGCCAUGGAAGGACCUUAUUUCCCCAACAUAUCGUCCCUUGUUUUUCUCGUAGCGAUGUGUGAAUGCUAGGAGAAAGAUACAUAUUGUCUGUAGUAACUAUUAAUUCUCUGUUCUUAUGCUGGAGGGAUCCGUUGAUUGCUUCAUUUA